This is a messenger RNA of Tripterygium wilfordii, 1005 nucleotides long. RefSeq lists its product as uncharacterized. Bases 61 to 801 code for a protein of 246 amino acids. The transcript has 3 exons. The record is from RefSeq and is a predicted model, not a curated record. Gene Ontology annotation, cellular component: mitochondrial matrix. NCBI's taxonomy places the organism in Eukaryota, Viridiplantae, Streptophyta, Magnoliopsida, Celastrales, Celastraceae.
AAAAUUUCUAAAACCCUAAAUCCAUCUACCACCUGAACUUUGAGCUUCUGCAUUCCAGAAAUGGCGGCACGCCUAAUCAGACAGUUAAGAAGGGGAACCCUGCUAUCUUCCUCUGCGAAAACCUCAAUUCCCCAACUUCGACCGCAAAACCAAUUUCAAAGACUCAAUAUUUUCCCUCUCCAUCAAACCCAGAGAAGAUUUUACAUUUCCGAAAUGCGCAAAUCGGCAUUCGACGAAAACAUUCUCAGGAUGCUCCGUAGAGAAAUCCAGUAUGAGUUCGAUCAGUCCCCUCCAAAGCAACCUGUCACCACGUUCAAUUCUUUCACAAUUGAUGACCUGCCUGGGGAGCAGUGGAUGAAGUUGAAAAAGAAAUUUGGAGAGAAUGAAGAGAUUAAGGUUGAAGCUACCAUGUUUGAUGCUGUCAUUCCCAUUCAGAAAUCUGUUGGUGAUGGCGGCAAAAGGGUACCAGAGGAUGUGAAACUUCAUAUCACAUUGGUUGUCAACAUUUCCAAGGAAGGUGUCGGUGAAGUCUUGGAGAUCAUGUGCUCGGCUUGGCCCAACAGCAUUGAAAUCACAAAACUUUUUAUUCGCAGGAAUGGCAAGAUGUCAGCUCAGCUAUACGAUGGUCCUGAAUUUAGGGAGUUGGAUGACGAGCUGCAAGAGUCACUCUAUGAAUUCUUGGAGGCCAGGGGUAUAAAUGAGGAACUUGCGACCUUCUUACAUGAAUACAUGAAGAACAAAGGUAAAAUUGAAUACAUUCGAUGGAUGGGAACUGUCAAAUCUUACAUUGAGAAUAAAUAGAUAGUGUGUUGAAAUUGAUGUAGGACAAGAUUUGCAUUAUUAUCAGUAGUUUUUGGUAAUUUCAUGUCUAAUAGGGUUUUACAGUUUUAGUUUUAGUAUUUAUAGGAUUGUAGCCGUCUCUGGCAAAAAAGAUGGAAGAUGAAUCAAUAUAAAUUUUGAGGUUUCUGUCAAUUUUCUUGAUGGAUUCCAAAUUAUGUUGGCUUA